Messenger RNA from Exaiptasia diaphana, 1014 nucleotides. RefSeq names its product F-box/LRR-repeat protein 7-like. Gene Ontology annotation, biological process: SCF-dependent proteasomal ubiquitin-dependent protein catabolic process; positive regulation of protein ubiquitination. Gene Ontology annotation, molecular function: protein binding. The transcript has 2 exons. NCBI's taxonomy places the organism in Eukaryota, Metazoa, Cnidaria, Anthozoa, Actiniaria, Aiptasiidae. The record is from RefSeq and is a predicted model, not a curated record. Bases 31 to 1014 code for a protein of 327 amino acids. Gene Ontology annotation, cellular component: SCF ubiquitin ligase complex.
GACCUUCAYGAGAGGAGUUGAAUCAAAAAUAUGGAUAUAAUUGCGAUAUACAGAAAACUAUUCAAGCGAAUUUCAAGGGUACUGCCUUUUCAUCGAGAUGUGGCUACCUUAGAUCAAGUGCCGAUCACCGCAUUGCACGAUGCUAUCUUACUAAAGAUAUUCCAAUAUUUACCAGUAACUGACUUAAUUCGCGCAUCGGAGGUCUGCAGGAAAUGGUAUCAACUCUCGUUCGAUAGAUUUCUUUGGAAAAGUGUUGACUUGAGUGAGUUUUCAAAGACACUGCACACCAGAGAAAAAUUAGCUGAUGUAACGCAAUCUUAUUUAGCUAACAAAGUCAUUGCCUUGAACAUUAGCGGCUUYACUCUACCUCAAGAAGUUGUUGCAACAUUGGCUUUGCAUUGCCGUGGCCUUAAAAGGCUUGUCGUCAAGUCUGUGACGUUCACCUUGGAGAAGAAGGAGAUUUAUCAAGACGUAAUUUUUCCGGACGGAUUGGAGCAUCUAGACUUGCGUUACUCAGAUGGUCCGGCGGUUGUUUAUGAAGCGAUAGCAAAACGACUCGAAAACAUCAAAUGGUUGGGGCUGUGUGAUGCUCUUGUUCUCGCCAUGUCAAGUCAACCAACACCGCUACUACCGAACUUAGUUAAAAUUGACUUGUCACAUUGUAAAUUAGUCAAGGAUUCUUUCAUCAUGAAGUUGGGCGUAUGCCCUAAGCUAAGACUGCUCAAUCUUAGAAAGUGCUUCAAUAUAUCUGGUGAAUUUUUGCCCGUGUUACUGGAAAGUUCGUCUUGUUUGGAAACACUCAUUCUCGAUGGUACAAGUGUACAAGAAGAAUAUUUACAGCAGGUUUAUUGGAGAAACACAAAAAUCAAGUAUUUAGAAAUGGGGUGGUGUCCCCUUCUUACUAAGGAAGGAUUACAAAUAAUUUUGCCAGAGAUUGGACGAAUCAAAACCCUGGAAUACUUAGGUCUUUGUAACGNUACAAACUGGAAACACCAUUGUAAACUGACACAAUAA